AUGAUUUCAAUAAUUAUCCUGUUUUUUACCGUAUUAAUUUUUGAAAUUCAACCUCAUCAUGCUCUACGAUGCUAUUCAUGUCGUGGAAAAAAACAAUGUGGUGUAUUAUUCUCAAAGAACGAUACUAUUAGAAUUAUUGAAGGAAGCGAUCUCUAUGACUCUUGUUCGAUAAUCGUAGACGCAAAUGGUAUAACCAUUCGGGACAUGGUGCAAUCACAAAAUUGUCGAAGUUCCUCCAAUCAAUUCUGUUGUAAUCAUGACCUUUGCAAUUCGCUUCCAUCACCACCAUUACCGGCAUUCACUGCACUCACUUGCGCUAUGAGUAACUGUAAAUCAAAUCGUAAUCAAUGUAACAAUUCGCAUGAUUAUGUCGUCUAUAGAAGCAGUGCUACUGAAUCAUGUCUAAGUAUAUAUGGUGAUACGGUGCAUAAAUCUUAUAAAAUGGGAUGUUCUCCUAGGCCCACUAUAAUAAAAUUUGCAAAUGAUACGUUAAUAUCUCAAGAAUUAUACUGUUGUAAUUAUCCUGGAUGUAAUCAACGAAUACUCCGUCCAAAUGAAGCUAUUCGUUGUUAUACAUGUGAUUCACGUAUCACUGGUUUGACAGAUUGCAUGAUACUCAAUACAUCUAGUCCAUAUGUUUAUAAAUCUGCAUCGUCCGAUUCAUCUGACUUAUGCGCUAUGAUUGUUGGUCUAGCAGGAACAGAUCUCAAGACUGGACAUCAUUAUUUGUCUUUUACGAUACGUACAUUCAUUCAUAAUUGUGCUAAUCAAUCGUUCGGUAAUGUAACAUACGGCGGUGCUACUUUUCAAGGUCGCAUUCAAUGUUGCUCGACACCUCUUUGCAACAUAGAUCCUUUAUAUACAAAUCUAUCAGUACCAGUAUCAACACAUGCUUACACUAUUUUAAAAAUAGUUGUACCUAUUUCUAUAGCUUGUCUCGGACUCAUUUUUGCUAUCACCGGUAUUACAUUAUCUAUUUAUCGAUUUCGUUGGAAGAAAUCAAAUCAACGCUACAUGUACACUCUUCCUAGUGAUGGUGCAACAGUAACAUUUUUAUCUUCAUACUAA
Messenger RNA from Rotaria socialis, 1068 nucleotides. The record is from the annotation of a GenBank genome assembly. NCBI's taxonomy places the organism in Eukaryota, Metazoa, Rotifera, Eurotatoria, Philodinida, Philodinidae.